Styela clava is the source of this 1467-nucleotide messenger RNA. NCBI's taxonomy places the organism in Eukaryota, Metazoa, Chordata, Ascidiacea, Stolidobranchia, Styelidae. The record is from RefSeq and is a predicted model, not a curated record.
AUGCUUAAUUUUGUCAUCACUCUCCUCAUCGUAUCCAUCAUUGGAUUAUUCAUGAAUUGGUACAGAAGAGACCAUCGAUUACCACCAGGACCAAGAGGAAUACCAUUCUUAGGAGUGGUUCCAUUUCUUGGUAAACAUCCAGCAAAAACCAUGACUGAAUGGUCCAAAAAGUAUGGAAAAGCUUAUACCGCAAGAUUUGGUAACAAGGAUUUGGUGAUUCUGACCGACUAUGAACAUAUUUAUGACGUUAAUAUUCGCCAGUCAUCGAAAUUGGGUUCUCGACCACCAGCACACGUUUUUGAUGCGACCAACCAGGGCCGAGGAAUCGUUUUUGCAGACCUGGAUGUGGUGGAAAUUCACAGACCUUUCACUCUGCAGGCUUUAAAAAGGCUGGGAAUGGGCAAAAGCUCGAUGGCAAAUAGAAUACAUGAAGAAACCUCGUAUUUAAUUCAAGCUAUUCGAGAAAAAAGUGGUAAACCGUUUGAUCCUAAGGAUCUGUUUCUAUAUGCGGCUAUGAACAUAGCAUGUUUGAAUGUGGCAGGAGAGGGAUAUUCAUAUGAUGAUGACACACUUAAGGAAAUGGCUUCGAAAUUAGUCGAUGGGUUACGAGAUAACGGCAUAUACAUUUUUCUGUCAAACGUCUGUGGCUAUCUCGCGUCAAUACCUCCAUUCAAAAGUGCAAUAGAAACGUACGUCAACGACUUUAAUCAAGUCAAAGAUACUUUCGGACGCAAGAUAAAAGAACAUGAAAACACAUACGAUAAAAAUGAUUUGAGGGAUUACAUUGACAUUUUCUUGGAAGAAAUGAAAAAGGAGGAUCAUCAUCCAACAUUCAACAAAAAUCAACUAAAAGUUACUUUGCACAAUUUGCUGGAUGGCGGAUCGCAAACGCUUUCAUGUACUUUAUCAUGGUGCAUGCUUGCAUUGCUACAUUACCCGGAAAGUUAUAAGAAACUCAAAAAGGAAGUUGACGAUGUUCUAGAUUGCAGUGGAAAAAUCACUAUGUCAGACCGCAAAAAUAUGCAUUAUACCCAAGCUUUCAUUCAUGAAUUGACGCGAAGAUGCACACUCAUCAAGGUCUUUGACAGUUGCUCUAUCACAGAUGAAGUUGAAGUCGAUGGAUACAAAUUACCAAAAAACACAGGCAUAUUCUCGAUCAGUUGGGCAGUACAUAACGAUCCAUCAUGCUUUUCUGAUCCCGACGAUUUCAACCCGGACAGAUUCAUAAACCCAGAAGAUGGAACUUUUCAAAAGUCAAAAUACUGGAUGCCAUUCGCGAUUGGAAAACGAAAUUGCCUGGGCGAGCAGUUGGCACAAAUGGAGCUUUUUAUUAUUUUAGUCACUUUAAUCCAGAAGUUCGAAAUUUCGGUAGAAACUGGAACUGAAAUUCCAUCACUUGAUGGUGGUAACGAGGGCGCUUUGUAUACACCUCUUCCUAUAAAAUUGAUUAUGACUGAGAGAGAAUAA